UUAGCCACUGUCAGAAUCACAUGCUAAGGUUUGUUUGUCAGUGGUCAGCGAGUGUGAACUAGCCUACAUGGAAAAGGAAACUGGCAACAUUCUUAAACAAGCUCAUACUGAGUUUAACAACGAAAACUUUAAACAGGCUGAGGAAUUAUAUAGUCACUUUAUGGCGUAUUUUAAGAAACAAUCAAGGGAAUGUGACGCCACUGACCUUGCAGUAGCAUUGAAUAACCGCGGCCAGAUAAAGUAUUUGAGAGUGGACUUCAAGGAAGCAAUGGAGGAUUACACUUUGGCAAUAGAGGCAAAUAAUGAAUUCGAAGUGCCAUACUACAACAGAGGAUUGAUACGCUACAGACUAGGAUUUUUUGAAGAUGCCGAAAGAGACUUCAAGAAGGUUCUGGAAUUGAAUCCAAAUUUUGAAGAUGCCAAACAGAGUUUACACCAAACAAUAAUAGAUCAUCAAGACAAGAUGAACAGAGGAUAUUAAGCUAAUGGUUGGACAUUACCGUCAAGUGCUUGACCAGACCCAUUUCUAAAAUACUACAAUGUUUAAUGUAUUGUGUAAUCUGUAAAGUUGUCAACCAGACAACCUCAUGUUUCUACCUACAAUCAAGGAUCGUCACAUUUCUUCCUUGGUUCAGUGUUGAACAAAAAAAAAAAAAAAACAGAGUGUGAUCAAAUUGCUGAUUAAAUUAUUCUGCACAAAACCAAA
Clupea harengus (Atlantic herring) is the source of this 706-nucleotide messenger RNA. RefSeq names its product tetratricopeptide repeat domain 32 (gene ttc32). Lineage: Eukaryota; Metazoa; Chordata; Actinopteri; Clupeiformes; Clupeidae. Gene Ontology annotation, molecular function: protein binding. The record is from RefSeq and is a predicted model, not a curated record.